Trichoderma harzianum CBS 226.95 is the source of this 677-nucleotide messenger RNA. RefSeq lists its product as hypothetical. NCBI's taxonomy places the organism in Eukaryota, Fungi, Ascomycota, Sordariomycetes, Hypocreales, Hypocreaceae. The transcript has a single exon. The record is from RefSeq and is a predicted model, not a curated record. Bases 168 to 386 code for a protein of 72 amino acids.
CCUCCAGCACCGCAGACACAACAACUGACUAACGCGGUGAUCUGCUGGGAACAAGUCAUUGGCAUGUCGCAGCAGCACUAACCGCUGUGCUUGGUGGAAUCUACUAGUAAUCCCUGACCCCGGUUGCGCCUCUCAGGGGUGGGAUAGACAGGGGCGUGCGCGUUUGCAUGAUGGUGGUGGGCGGGCUCCUUUUUUUUUUUUCUCUGGGGCCUUGCACUCGGCCAUGCUUUAUCAUCCCAUCCAGACCGAGAUAUAAAGCGAGCCUGAACUUUCGUUGUCAGCUUUUGUUUUUUUUCCCUCUUCUUUCUUCCCAUCAACCCACAGCCGAACAAUUCCAUUCGUUAAAACUCUCCAAACUCUUUUACCAAAAACCAACCAAAAUCUAAAACCCCCAAACCACCACAAACAACCUUCAAAAUGCGUGCUGCUGCUGUCGUCGCUAUCUUCGCUGCCACCGCCAUGGCCCAGACUGGCGGCACUGCCUCUCCCACCAACGGCACCAGCGUCACCCAGACUGGCAAGCCCACCUCUGCUCCCACCAACGGUGCCAGCUCCCUGUCUCAGAACAUCCUCCUCGGUGUCGGUGCCGCCGCCGUCUUCGCUGCCAACCUCUAAGCGACUCGCGCCCCUUGCUUGGCUUUCCACUGCCUUGAGGAUCUAAGGGUCGUGUUGUGAGC